CCUCUCAGCUCGCUGAUGGGCAUGAUUUGAACGUUUCUCACCGUCAGCCUCCAAACCACUAAGACAGCCAUGUGGGUCCUUUCUUAUCAAGUCCUCGUCCCGUUCAAAACACUGUCCUUUUUCAUUUCCUUUAAGUUCAGCACAUUACCGCUUUCAAAGUCUAUAUAAAGUCCAGCGACAUUCAUCCACGGUUAAUACGUGUGUUGUAUUCUGUUCCCCUCCAAACGACAAGAAACAUGGCUUCGUCAACCGACAUCACGUACCCUACCACAGGAACUCCAACAUCUUCAUCCUCAACUACCAGCCUCCUGCUCCUCCUCCCCCAGGAAAUCCGCGACAUAAUCUACUCCCACGUUCUCCGCGAACCCCACGGUCUCAUUGCCGACAGCUCCGCCUACCCCAACACCCGGACGCGCCUCCUCCCCUUCAACAGCGCCUCGCCCCUCCGCCGCGAAUCCAAUCAACUACGCCUCGUAAACCGGCAGCUGCACCGCGAAACAAGCGGUCUGGGCUUGUACUUCAACGACCUCACCUUCGCCGACACCUGGCGCUACGACACGAACCUCGUCACAGCAUUCGACCACUUUACCCGUUUCGCCAACUCCUGUCCCCCCUACCUCGUCUCGCGCAUCCGUAAAAUUACACUCCUCGAUACAAGCACUUUCAACGCAUGCUACGCCUCCGACGUCCUGAGCUACUCUGCCCAUUUCAAACCUGCUAUUCUUCCGUUCUGCCGCAAAUAUCCACACGCAAAGGUUGUCGUACGGUUAGCGUGGGGGGACGCGACCUUGGCGAAGGAUUAUGUGGCGUGCAUGGAUGCGCUGGCGUGGAAGCUGAGAGGAAUGUCACCGUUGCCACGGAUGGAUGGAAGUGGGCGUGCACACGCAAGGGGGCUGUGCAGGAAGUUUGCUUUUGAGUGUCCCCGGAAUUUGAGGUUUAGCUGUACGACGAAGUUUUAUGAGGAGAAGGCGAGAGAGGAGUUAAGGGGUGGUUGUGAGGGGGUGGGGUUGGAGCAGCUUGUGGGGGUUGUGAGGAGGAUGCAUGAGAGUGGCGUUUGAGGCGUGGUUGGGAGGGUGGGUCUGUACAUUUUUCUGUUCUGGGAGCUAGACGGUUAGGUUCCUCCAACGUGU
Messenger RNA from Dothidotthia symphoricarpi CBS 119687, 1130 nucleotides. RefSeq lists its product as uncharacterized. Lineage: Eukaryota; Fungi; Ascomycota; Dothideomycetes; Pleosporales; Dothidotthiaceae. The record is from RefSeq and is a predicted model, not a curated record. Bases 237 to 1058 code for a protein of 273 amino acids. The transcript has a single exon.